Suillus subaureus is the source of this 1332-nucleotide messenger RNA. RefSeq lists its product as uncharacterized. The coding region runs from base 354 to 1310 and encodes 318 amino acids. Gene Ontology annotation, biological process: regulation of DNA-templated transcription. Lineage: Eukaryota; Fungi; Basidiomycota; Agaricomycetes; Boletales; Suillaceae. Gene Ontology annotation, molecular function: DNA-binding transcription factor activity, RNA polymerase II-specific; zinc ion binding. Gene Ontology annotation, cellular component: nucleus. The record is from RefSeq and is a predicted model, not a curated record. The transcript is spliced from 2 exons.
AUCAGUGUCACUGAAACACUUGCUCACUAGUACGAUGAUACAGCCACACACCUGCCAAGAAGAACUUCGUGAAUGACAUACAACUGCAAGCCUUUCGGAUGAGUCUCACACAGCCGGCAAUGAGUACUUCGGUAAAUGUAUCGUCACAAUUCCCUGCGGUAGGGCGCUUCAGUGAAUAUUUGAAUAUUGACUAGCAGGUGAUGUCUUGGACGGAAUAGUUAUGACGUAAUCAGCAAUGAUAGGUGAUUACGUAAGCAAGGCGAAAUACUGCAUUUGCUAACGCCUCUUCCAUUCUUCAUCUUGAUUUAUACCUCAUCACCAUCCUCAACUGUCCUAUCUUAUUGUCUUCAAUAAUGUCUACAUUCCCUAUCUUUCACAACCUUAACAGUGGAGCUGGUUUCCCUGGAUUGUCCUCUUACUCUGCUGAGCAGAUAUCAUUAACCCCUAUGGAACAACCCCUGUAUGAUCACCAAAAAGCUGUCGACCUUGCUGCGCUGGACGCAAUACCUGAACACGAUUUGCUCGCCAUUUUGGGGCUUCAAUCUUCGUCUGUGCCUUGUGCACAUUCGUUCCAUGUUGACUCUUCCAUUACGGAGGAGUCGGUCUCAGACGUUCGAAAUGAUUUCACUGCCGCCAUUCGAAUUAAGGCUCCCCAUCCUCGGGUAGCUCAUGCCUGUGAUUACUGCAGGCGCCGAAAAACAAAGUGUUCGGGGGAACAGCCAGUGUGUACGAGCUGUAAGAAAAGAGGCAAGGUGUGCCAGUGGACUCCUCUCAAAACCACCAAAGAGCGGCGAACUCGGAAACCCUACGACGUUGGUUUUGAAUACAACCCUCGACCUCGUGCACCUGCACCAUCUGCCCCGUAUAUUGCGGCACCUAGGGCGACUUAUCCGAGCGUUAUGCUCCCGAAUCCGAUGACCAUUUGGUCUAUCGAAGGCGCUGUGUCUGCGUCGCAGACCAGUACGAUUUCAAAUGCGCCCACUGUGAAACCUACUAUGCAAACACCCACUGGUUGGAGUGCUCCUGCACAAUAUGAUUGGCAAGAUGUCGAUAUCCCAUCCCCUCUUUCCUCCUGCCCUUCAUUAGGGAGCAACGUCUCAUCUCGGGAAUCAUCGCCUUUGGAUACACCAACCCCUGCCAACUCAAUACCUACCUCGACUAGUCCAUUAUAUUUUCCUGUAGAAGAGGCGGCACAAAAUUUGGACGACAUAGACGUUUUCUUCAAAAAUCUGUAUCAAGGUCUAUCUCCCGAUUGGUCUCCGGUCUUGAAAAGCUGGCCGGAUGAAACUGAGAUGCUUUUUGCUCAGUAAGCACCAAGCCACGUAAUAGGCG